Messenger RNA from Polyodon spathula (Mississippi paddlefish), 409 nucleotides. RefSeq lists its product as uncharacterized. The transcript has 4 exons. Lineage: Eukaryota; Metazoa; Chordata; Actinopteri; Acipenseriformes; Polyodontidae. The coding region runs from base 17 to 409 and encodes 130 amino acids. The record is from RefSeq and is a predicted model, not a curated record.
UGAGGCCGAGUACAGCAUGGACUCUCCGGUGUAUCAUGGGAGCAUUGACAAAAAGACUUGUGAAGAACUGAUGCUGAAAAAAGGAAAAGAUGGGAGUUACUUGUUACGAGACAGCGCGACUAUUGCAGGAGCAUUCUGCCUCUGCGUUUACUUUAAGAAAGUGGUUUACACAUAUAGAAUCUUAAUGGACCACCGUGGAUACUACACCUUACAAACUGCUAGUGGUGUUGAAGAAAAGUUCUUUCAGAACUUCAAGGACUUGAUCGCAAAUUAUAAAAGACAAGGGCAAGGCUUGGCAACUCAACUUCGCCACCCUGUAAAGAGAACAGAGCCUGCAGGUGUAUAUCAAAACGUGAGAGAAGAAAAAACGGAUUAUAGAGUCUCUGUGUUUGUGAAGGGUGCUGAGUAG